Molecule: messenger RNA, 849 nt
Organism: Prorocentrum cordatum
Lineage: Eukaryota; Dinophyceae; Prorocentrales; Prorocentraceae
Source: the annotation of a GenBank genome assembly
CCACCGUCCCCCCCGCCUGCUCCCCUGACGGCUCGGAGCGCUCUCGGCGCUGCCCGCGGCCGCUCGCGGCGCGCGCGCCCGCGGCGCCCCCCCGCUGCAGCUACGCGCGCGCUCGAGGGGAGGCGCCGCGCCUCGCCCCAUGAGGUGGGCUGCCGUGGCGGCUUGCGUGCUGCACGCGUCGCUCGCCGUCCACCCGCGGGGGACGUGCCCUGCUCCGCCGACCACGAGUGCUUCUCGAACCUCCUUGCGCCGGUCUGCGACGCCGGCAGCGGCAAGUGCGCCGCGUCAGGAGCGUUCCGCACGACGGCGGGGUCGUGCGCGUGCGGCGGCGGCGCCGCGGCGGGCUGCGCUCUGCGACUGCUUGGGCGCACGGCCGGGCACGCCGCAGGCUGCUUGGACGCGUGCCUGGCCUGGCCGCGGUGCGGGGCCGUGGAGGCUGUGCUCAACCGCAGCGGCCGGGGGUUCGACUGUGUGUUGGUGGACGUGGUGGAGGCGGACGACCCCCGCCACGACCUCGCCCGGUCGUCGACGAGUGCGUGUCAUUGGCGCAUCCUCGAGGACCCUUUGGCGGAUGACAAGCUCCCCGACUCCCUGAUCUCCGCGUGGUUCCUCAUCAGCGUGGUCGCGAUGUUUUCCGUGAUGUUGCUUACGUGCGGCGUGGCCAUAUGUUGUUGCGUCCGCGCCAGGGGAUCGUGCAGCGGCGGCGGGCCCACCACGCUCGGCAAUUCGAGCGCUCCCUGGACUCGAUCAGGCAGGACCGCUUGCGCAACCCGACCGGGUCCAUGCGGGAGGUUUCUUCCUCAACCAUGGCGGCUCGUCGCCAGCGCUGUCGCGGAGCAUGUCGGAUGA